GGAGCGGGACACGCAUGCGCCGGCCCGGACCCGGCACCCAGUAACGGACUCCAGCUCCCCCCACCGGAAGUGGGCAGUCGCGCGCCGGGAAGAGCAGGCCGAAGCGUGGCGGCCACAGACUGUGGGUGCCGGGUCCGAGGGACUCGCGCUUUUGUCUCCGUGCCAUGGCGCCAGCGAAGGCCACGAACGUGGUGCAGCUGCUCCUGGGCUCUACCGCGCUGUGGCUUUCGCAGCUCGGUGCCGGGACGGUCGCCGCGUCCAAGUCGGUGACGGCCCACUUGGCCGCGAAGUGGCCGGAGACCCCGCUGCUGCUGGAGGCAAGUGAAUUUAUGGCAGAAGAAAGUAAUGAAAAAUUUUGGCAGUUUUUGGAAACUGUGCAAGAAUUAGCAAUUUAUAAGCAAACAGAAUCAGAUUAUUCUUACUACAACUUAAUCCUGAAGAAAGCUGGACAGUUUCUAGACAAUUUACACAUCAACCUCUUAAAGUUUGCUUUCUCUAUAAGGGCAUACUCCCCAGCUAUUCAGAUGUUUCAGCAGAUUGCAGCUGAUGAGCCACCACCAGAUGGUUGUAAUGCAUUUGUGGUUAUCCAUAAGAAGCACACCUGUAAAAUUAAUGAGAUUAAAAAGCUGCUGAAGAAAGCUGCUUCAAGGACUAGACCUUAUCUAUUUAAAGGAGAUCAUAAAUUUCCCACAAACAAAGAGAACUUACCAGUGGUGAUUCUCUAUGCCGAAAUGGGUACUAGAACAUUUAGUGCAUUUCACAAAGUAUUGUCUGCAAAAGCUCAAAAUGAGGAAAUUCUGUAUGUUCUUCGCCAUUAUAUUCAGAAACCAAGCUCACGGAAAAUGUACUUAUCUGGGUAUGGUGUGGAGCUAGCAAUUAAGAGUACAGAAUACACAGCAUUGGAUGAUACCCAAGUUACAACUGUGACUAAUACUACUGUAGAGGAUGAGACUGAAGCAAAUGAAGUUCAAGGAUUUCUCUUUGGGAAACUAAAAGAAAUAUAUUCAGAUCUUAGAGAUAAUCUGACAGCAUUCCAAAAAUACUUGAUUGAGAGUAACAAGCAAAUGAUGCCUUUGAAAGUCUGGGAACUACAAGAUCUUAGUUUUCAAGCAGCUUCUCAAAUAAUGUCCACUCCAGUUUAUGAUGCCAUUAAAUUAAUGAAAGACAUUUCACAGAACUUCCCCAUAAAAGCCAGAUCUCUAACCAGAAUUGCUGUAAAUCAACAUAUGAGAGAAGAAAUACAGGAAAAUCAAAAGGAUCUUCGAGAUAGAUUUAAAAUUCAGCCAGGUGAUGCUCGUCUGUUUAUAAAUGGCCUUCAUGUUGAUAUGGAUGUUUAUGACCCUUUUAGUAUUUUGGAUAUGCUGAAAUUAGAAGGAAAAAUAAUGAAUGGCCUUCGCAAUCUUGGGAUCAAUGGGGAAGAUAUGAGCAAAUUUUUAAAAUUAAAUUCACACAUUUGGGAAUAUACUUAUGUAUUAGAUAUUCGACAUUCUUCUAUAAUG
Molecule: messenger RNA, 1499 nt
Organism: Mandrillus leucophaeus (drill)
Lineage: Eukaryota; Metazoa; Chordata; Mammalia; Primates; Cercopithecidae
Product: UDP-glucose:glycoprotein glucosyltransferase 2-like
Exons: 12
Cellular component (GO): endoplasmic reticulum
Molecular function (GO): UDP-glucose:glycoprotein glucosyltransferase activity
Source: RefSeq, a predicted model, not a curated record